This is a messenger RNA of Cetraspora pellucida, 1272 nucleotides long. The record is from the annotation of a GenBank genome assembly. NCBI's taxonomy places the organism in Eukaryota, Fungi, Glomeromycota, Glomeromycetes, Diversisporales, Gigasporaceae.
AUGAGUUUACUUGGGAUAGAUCUUACGGCCCCAGGUACACCAUAUAAAGAAUUCGUUCUUGUUUUUUCUUGGGCUGUUUAUAUUUUUGAGCAGUAUUUGAGCAUUCGACAAUAUUAUAAACUUCAAGAACCAAAUCCACCAAAAUCAUUACAAGAUAUUGAAGAUGUUCGCAAAGAUUUUAAAAAAACUCAAGCUUAUGGUAUAGAUAAAGCCAAGUAUGGCUUCGUAUCGGCUUUGUUUGGCCAGGUACAAAGUACAAUUAUAAUUGUGUGGGAUAUUCUUCCUUGGCUUUGGGAUCUUUCUGGAAAGUGGUUGGAACAUGCUGGGUACGGGACGGAUUAUGAGAUAAUACAAUCCUUGAUUUUUACUGUUAAUAUGACCCUCAUGUCAUAUUUUUUAUCUCUUCCUUUAAGUUUCUAUUACACUUUUGUAAUAGAGGAACGUCAUGGUUUCAAUAAAAUGACUUUGGGCUUAUUUUUCAUGGAUAUGCUAAAAGGAUUUUUAAUUGCUGGGGUCAUUGGACUUCCGAUCUUAGCUUCAAUCUUACAGAUUAUUAGGUUGUCUGGAGAUAACUUUUAUUUUUACGUCUGGAUUUUCAUGAUAAUUUUUAAUUUAGUGUUGCUUACUAUUUACCCUACGCUCAUUCAACCUCUUUUUAACAAAGUUGAACCUCUUGAAAAGGGUGAACUUCGUGAGCGAAUCGAGGAAUUGGCUUCUCGUAUUAAAUUUCCACUUAAAAAAUUAUAUGUGAUUGAUGGUAGCAAGAGAUCUAGUCAUUCUAAUGCCUAUUUUUACGGUUUUUUUAAAAAUAAGCGAAUUGUACUUUAUGAUACUUUAAUUGAGCAGGCUGAUACUGGUGAAAUAUUGGCUAUUGUUGGUCAUGAAUUGGGUCAUUGGUACCUUAAUCAUACUGUUAAGGUUCUUGUACUCUCACAAGUUCACAACCUUUUUCUCUUUUACGUGUUUUCUCAAUUUAUACACAAUUCUGAGCUAUACAGCUCAUUCGGGUUUACUUCUCAACCAACUUUGAUUGGAUUUAUAUUAUUUCAAUUCAUCUAUUCUCCUAUUGAAAACUUAUUUACAUUCUUGAUGAACAUCAAAAGCCGACAACAUGAAUUUGAAGCCGGCUACGGAGCGCAACUUCGCUCAGGUCUCUUAAAAAUUCAACUUAAAAAUUUGAGUAAUCUAAAUAAUGAUAAAUGGUAUUCUUCAUAUCAUUUUUCACAUCCACCUCUUCCGGAGAGAUUAAGUGCAUUGGAAAAAAUUGAUUAA